AUGGGCUGUGGACCUUCCCAGCAAACAGAGGACCAGAGCCAGAGCCGCAUGCCCUCUCCCAGGAAGGGCUGGGAAGAGGGAUCCAAGGCUGAUGUCAGAGUAACUUCUUCCAAAGAGAAUUACAGUCCCCAAACUGAAGUUGCAUGGCCCAAGGACACCGUAGACAACGCCAAGAGUCUGGACCAACAAGCACAGAUGGGAAGUUUGCCUGGGACUAUUCCAGAAAAUUCUCCAACUCCUAGUAACACAAACAGGAGAAUAAAUUCAGACCCAGUGGCCAAUGGAUUGACCAACAAACCCCAACUCCUGGAGAGUUGGGAGAGACCAAAGUCAUCAGACAUUCUGGAAGAGCUGAUUGUCCAAGGAAUCAUACAGAGCCGGAGCAAAGUAUUUAGAAAUGGAGAGUCAUAUGACGUCAUGGUGGGCACUAUGGAGAAGCCACUGAGAAAGCCACCAGCCAGACUGAAAAAGCUUAAGGUGAAAAAGGAGGUGAAGGAUUUCACAAUCCAAGACAUAGAAGAAAAGAUGCAGGCGGCAGAGGAGCGCCGAAAGACAAAAAAGGAAGAAAUAAGAAAAAGGCUACGGAGUGACCGGCUUCUGCCCACCGCUAACCCUUCGGAUGAAACGGAACUGGGCAGGGUGGAGGUGCCUUUUACAAAAGGCCUUCCAGCUGUGAGUGCCCCUGCUCUGGAGAAGUCUUAUACACCGGAAGGAGAGCCACUAAAGAGGAAGAAGAGCGAAAGUGAUGUGGCCCAGAUGAACCGCAACUACUCCUGCACAGGUUUGGAGCUCGUGGAGUCAGACAUGUAUUAUAACCAAGAGGACAACAUAUUCUAAUACACCAUUUUAAAAAUCAUUUCACAAAAUGGUCCAUAUUCUCCAGUAGGUCUUAGUGUGUCUCACUGUCUUUUAAAAAAAAAUGACUAUGUCUCUACUUGUAAAGACUUCUGCCCUGGGUUUAGGGAUGGUUCUGUGAGCAUCAGGGGAUGGAUUUUAGUUGAGUGAAUUAAA
Molecule: messenger RNA, 1011 nt
Organism: Rattus rattus (black rat)
Lineage: Eukaryota; Metazoa; Chordata; Mammalia; Rodentia; Muridae
Gene: Stmnd1
Product: stathmin domain containing 1
Exons: 5
Coding region: 1-837 (278 amino acids)
Biological process (GO): microtubule depolymerization; regulation of microtubule polymerization or depolymerization; neuron projection development
Cellular component (GO): neuron projection; cytoplasm
Molecular function (GO): tubulin binding
Source: RefSeq, a predicted model, not a curated record